This is a messenger RNA of Canis lupus familiaris (dog), 3157 nucleotides long. It is a transcript of the gene C7H1orf116, whose product is annotated as chromosome 7 C1orf116 homolog. NCBI's taxonomy places the organism in Eukaryota, Metazoa, Chordata, Mammalia, Carnivora, Canidae. The record is from RefSeq and is a predicted model, not a curated record. The coding region runs from base 271 to 1905 and encodes 544 amino acids. The transcript is spliced from 5 exons.
UGGGAUUGGCUGUGAGUCAGUGGCAGGGUAGGGUGGGGCAGCGCAGAUGAAGCAUUUACCUGUCCAGGUAAAUCUGGAGGAGGUCAAAAGAAGAAAACAGUGGAAGGGAGGGGAAGCAGUCUCUGUCUCCGUAUCUGCCCAUUGAAAUAAAAGGACAUUUCUUUCCUCUCUUCAGCCCCUCAUCCAGUGAAGGCCGGCUUGGGACCUUGUCCACUGCCUUCGCUUCCCCCCUGGGAGCCCCUUUCACCGCCCCUGCACUUGCUUCGGGCGAUGCCCCAGAGCCAGCUGUGGCCAGCGGGGCCUGGCUCGGAACCCGGGACCCGCGUCGGCAGCUGCGACAGCAUCAUGAGCGCCACGGCCACCGGCUCAGGAUCAAGCGACAGCAGCUACGACUUCCUGUCCGCUGAAGAGAAAGAGUGUCUGCUCUUCCUGGAGGAGACCAUCGGCUCACUGGACGCUGAGGCUGACAGCGGGCUGUCCACGGACGAGUCUGAGCAAGACGCAGCUCCCCGAGCCCCCCGAGCGCCGCCCGCAGCCCAGCCUGCCCCCCAGGGACACCCAGCGGAGAGGAGCGCGCCCCGCGGCCCAGAGCCCAGGAGAGGGCCCCCGGCCGGGCCGCCCCGCCUGCCUGAGCCCCAGGGCCUGGGCCCCAGGUCUGGCUCCUAUAGCCUCCCCAGAAAUAUCCGCAUCGGCAGUGGCCAGGACCUCGGGAGGAGCAGCCGGCCCACCAGCGGCCCCGGGGAGCCUGAGCACCGGCCGGCGGGCCCAGGCGCUGAGACUCAGGCAGGCGGGGCCUCCCGUGACGGCCACCCGGGGCCACGGGCCCUCAGCCCCCCGGCGACAAAGGCCAUGUGGCAGGAGCCCCAGGAGGGCGGCCCCGCGCCUCCCCCCACCCUGGGGUCCCAGGCUGCGAGAGCCCAUGAUGCUGCCAGCCCCGCGGGCGCGGACCCCGGUGCCCGGCUGGCCCCACUCCUGGCCCCCAAGCCCCGGAAGCUGCCCCCCAAUAUUGUCCUGAAGAGCAGUCGGAGCGGGCUCCAUGGUGAGCCCCAGAACUGGCUGUCCCGCCACCCCGACGGCGGCCCCGGAGACUCCGGCCCCGCCGCCACCUCGCUGCAGGAGCAGAGGAGGGCGCGCCGGGAGGCGCUGGAGAAGCUGGGGUUACCCCAGGACCAGGACCAGCCCGGACCCCACUUCAGUGGCCGCGCCGGCUGCCCCGGCCCCCGGCCCAGGCCCGGCCCCCAGGCCGCUGCACCUGCUGGUGCGGCUCCGGGCCCUGCCCCCACGCGGGCCCCGACCCUGACCUCAGCCCCGACCCUGGCCUGGACUUCGGCCCCUACCUCGGCCCCGACCCCGGGUCCGACCUUGGCCCCGACCCCAGCCCCGACCCCGGCCUCCCCGCCGCUGCCGGCCACCAAAUCCGGGCCCAUCCCCAUCCCUAAGGCCCCGGCGGCCGGCGGCCCCCUGACCCAGCGGAGGCCCGACCCGGCGCUGACGCUCCAGGAGAGCAGCAUCCCCGGCCUGAGACAGAUGAGCUUCAAGUCCAACACCCUGGAGCGCUCGGGCGUGGGCCUGGGCAGCUGCCUCCCGGCGGAGAAGGACCCCAGCCCCCAAACCAGCUCGUCCCUGGGCAGAGACUCCUUCUUGGGCAAGGUGUCUCCCAACGUCCUGCGAAACACACGGCCCCGCCCGGCGUCCUUGGGCACCGGGAAGGACUUCGCAGGGGUCCGGGUGGCCGAGCUGGCCGAGCUGCAGCAGCCCAGCGCCUCCAAGCGCCUGUCCUUCCAAGGGCAGGGCCGCGACAGGCUGCCUCGCCCCCCCUGCGUCAGUGUCAAGAUCUCCCCCAAAGGCGUCCCUGACGAGCACAGAAGGGAAGCCCUGAAGAAGCUGGGCCUGUUGAAGGAGUAGUCGCCGGCCACACGAGGAAGAGGAGGCUCGGGCCUCCCCGGCCUCCAGCUCAGAGCUCGGGCGAGCAGGCUUCUCUCCUGGGGGCUCCCCUCGCUGAGGCGAAGGGGGGAGACGGGACUCCGAGCAUACGCAGACGUUCAUACUCAGCGCGGCCGUGUCGUCGAGUGCCUGCCCGAAUCAUCCCGAAGAUGAUUUCCACGAGACAGCCUGCGUGUGCAUGCGUGUGUAUGCGUGUGCGUGUGCGCGUGUGUGUAUUCCGGGCUGCGUGUAUCACUGAAGCUAUUUAUAGGACACGGCGAGUCGUCGCUCACAGUUGUGCUCGUCUUGGAGACUUGCUCACGCGGGAUGGAGUUCAGCCCAGCCAGAGCUGAGAAGACAUGGGCGGCUAAGCCCGAGGAAUAAAAAGCCCGACGACACGAUGGGUGUGUCAGGGUCAUGUGAAAUGCGGGUCUCCCCGAACGCCCGCACGGCAGGAGGUCGGCUCAUACCUUGGGGGAUCCCUCUCUCCGCUCUGGUCUUCUGGCGGGGGUGCCAGCAGGGGUGGGUCUCUCAUCUGCUGCCCCACUGCCUUCUCCCCACCAGGCCCAAGGGUGGGACACAUCCCUGUGAUGAAAACUGUCAGCUGAUUGGAAGCAGGCAAGGUCCGGUUGGCCUGCGAAGGCAGGAGAGGUGACCACCCAGCACCCGUCCAGUGGGGAGGAUCCUUGUCCGUGGGCCUGACAGAUCUCGAAGAGUGAACUGUGCCGCGGUCCCUGACUCUCCUGCUCCCUAUCUCAGCCUGCACGUGACGUGAGGGAUCCCAGGCCCCCGCACGCUGAGAUGGGAGUCUAAGCCCUGAGGCUCUAUAAAUACUGAAGAACUCGGGGCGCCUCUGCCUAGGCCGCGGGGAAAGGGAACCCGUGGCUUCUGCAUGUAGACGUGCCCAUUUCUAUGGGAAGGCAACACGGUACAUUCUCUGCUAGUUAUUCCCCGAAUAUCAGAGCUGGGUGGGGGGAGUCCUAGAGACGAGACAACCCUGUCCCAUACUGCUAGGGAGGGGAAGGGACUCCCCUGUGGUCACUCUGCCAUUCAGGAGCAGAACAGGGACUCUGGCUUCUCAGGCCACGCCGCACGAUGCCUCCUCCUGCGGUGCCUCUGUGCAUCCACACGCACCCUCAGGCUCAGCAGUCACCGUCAAUGGCUCGACUCUCAGGCCCUUCACGAUCCUCGAGUGUCUCCUGGAACGUCAGAGAUUAAAUGUCGUUCAAGACCA